CCUUUGACUCUCCCAUGCCCGGGGCUAGCGAGGAACCCGCAGCAUCUCGGGGCGAGCCGGCAGCCCACAUCAGCGGGCAGGGCGGAGGGAGGAGGCCCGGCCCGGCCCGAUAAGCCCCUGGCAAAGCCAGGAAUAGCAGCGCGGUCCCCGCACGGGAGCGGUGCUGCCGGCAGCGGAGAGAAACCCGCAGUCCGUGCCUUUGAAGAGCUGGGGCUGGCAGCCGGCCCGGCCGCACGGCGAGCCCGGGAUGGGCUCGGGAUGAGCCCGGGAUGAGCCCGGGAUGAGCUCGGGAUGGGCUCGGGAUGAGCCCGGGAUGAACCCGGCAUGAGCCCGGGAUGAGCCUGGGAUGAGCUCCGGAUGAAUUCGGGAUGAGCCCGGGAUGAGCCCGGCAUGAGCCCGGGAUAAACUCGGGAUGGGCUCGGGAUGAGUUCGGGAUGGGCUCGGGAUGGGCUCGGGAUGAGCUCGGGUUGGGCUCGGGGUGAGCUCGGGUUGAGCUCGGGAUGAGCUCGGGAUGGGCUUGGAAUGGGCUCGGGAUGGGCUCGGGAUGGGCUCGGGAUGCGCUGGCAGCUUCCCCCCCGCUCCUGUGGGCAGCGGCACAUCUGGGGCAGCAGGCACAGCUGGAGGGCUCAGACACGUGCGCACAUCUGGGCGGAGGAGGGGCGAGCCCGUGUGGGUGGGCUGGCAGGGCACAUCUGGAUGGGCACUGCCGAGCAUCUGGGCGGAGCCGGUGCGCACAUCUGGACGGCGCGGGUUUGCACAUCUGGAUGGCGCUGGUCUGCACAUCUGGGCAGGGCCUCAGCAGCCCCACGGCCCCUCCAGCACCCCCCGGGUGCCUCUCCCCCCUCCCAUCCUGCGCUGCCUUCCCCUCCCGCUGCCAUCCCAGGCACCCGGACCUGCCCAGGUCCUCACCCAUCUCCUCCCUGUCACCGGGAGGUUUCAGCUCCAGCUGCCAAGGGGGCCAGCCAGAGUCAGGGGCCGAUAUCCCGGGAUCUGAGGCAGCUCUUGGCUCCCCGGUGACCUUUGGUGUGCCAGGGGCAGCUGGCAGGAGGCUGUCACCGGCCGUGACUCAGCGCAGAGCAGUUUCCUUUGGAGGGAGAGGGAAGCUUUGAUCGCAGGGAGCUGAGGCACCGAGCCCUGCUCCCCACGUGCACUUUUGCUGGGAGUUAUCUCAGGCAUCUUUUUUUUUGGGAUAAUAACUCCCAGGGCAGGUUAGGACGGAGGAGGCCUGGCAGAGGAGCGUGUGUGGGCAGGACUGGAAUAACGGGUGCUGUAGGAGAGGAUUUAUGAGCACUGAAAGGUUGGGAAUGGCCGGGAAUAGCACAGCAGGUCAGGGGUGAGCUGGGAUGGGCAGGGCCAGGAUGUGGAUGCAGCUCCUGGUGCUGUCCCUUUGUCACCCAUAUGGUCCCCACAGGAUGCUGGGUGUCCCAGGAAAGGCUCCCUGCUCCUGGGAAGUGUCCCAGGGCAGGGAUGGAGAGCCAAGCCUCCAGUGGGACAAGCUCUGUGAGCAGGAGUUGGUUGAGAGCAAAGCAAAGCUUUGCCGUGGGAAUGUUGCUGGAAGUCACCACAAUCCCACCUGGAAUGGGCCAGCUCUCCCAAAGUCUGGUGUGCCGAGCAGCACCGGGGCUUUUAAGGGAAUUAUUGUGGCUUUCCCAGGGUGCCACAGCCUGGAUCUCCAGACUGUGAACAGUCUCUGUGUGCAGGGCUCGGAUCUGAGGGUUGGGAAGAUCAAAGGGAAGGUCCUGACAGACUACACCCGGCCCAAGCCCUCCCGCUACAGCGGCUACCACCGCUACCAGUUCCGCCUGUACCGGCAGUCUCAGCACCAGACCAUCUCCCUGAGCUCCGAGGAGCAGGCAUCGCUGGGCACUUGGGACUUGAAGGACUUCGUGGAGGAUUUUCAUCUGGGCCACCCUGUGGCCUCGACCCAGUUCCUCACCAAAAACUACAAGGAUUAACUGCGGCCAUCCCUCCCUUGCCCUGCACAUCCCCACACCACA
Messenger RNA from Serinus canaria (Common canary), 1997 nucleotides. RefSeq names its product phosphatidylethanolamine binding protein 4 (gene PEBP4). Lineage: Eukaryota; Metazoa; Chordata; Aves; Passeriformes; Fringillidae. Bases 1344 to 1955 code for a protein of 203 amino acids. The record is from RefSeq and is a predicted model, not a curated record. The transcript is spliced from 4 exons.